GGAGGAGGUGGGGAAAUGAUCAUUGCAUGGGGUCGAGCGUGUGCAGAACUAGCAGCUCACGGAGUCUGCACAGCGGAGGUUGAAAUGUUGGCUAAUUAAUUGGACGGAAUAUGUCGUUGGGUCGUCCGUCUCGCACCCCCCUCUCCUUGCGUCUGACAAGAGUGUGAUGUUUAAAUGGGCCAAGUUAACAGCGGCGGAGAGGGCAAAUCAUGUUUCGUCUCUGAACUACAGCGUGACUCCAGAAACAAAAAUGUAGGUUCAAAAUAAAUUGUAUGAAGCUAUUCAGUAGUAAUAACUUUUUUUUCUUCAAAAAAAUAAGAAAUUCUGGUCUUUUUGGAAGUCUAAAGAGGGGGAUGUUUUUUUAAAUAAUUUAUUUAAAAAAUAAGAAACUUUAGCAUUUGGUGGAGAUGGUACAACUUUUUCAAGAAGUGGGUUUGAUCAGAGUGGGCAGAGCGGCGCGGUGUAACCGGACACACGUUUGGUCCGUUUGAGGUUUAUUCAUUGAAAAGUGGCGAGGGGGGGAACAACCUUGCCUCGAAUUGUGAGGUUACAUCGAAUUUUAGAGAAAAGCCGCUGCUAGUUUCGUCCUCGCCCGGAAACAAGAGAAAGGUAAUCAGUUAGAAAAAAAAAGCUUCAGGUCGAUAGCGGAUCAAUAAGCAUUUCGCCAAGAUAAUGUACACGGCGGCGAGUACCUUUCUGAGAUGUCAGGUACGGGGAGACAGAUUAGAGCGACGGCAGAGGUCGACGUGUUAGAUCUAAGUAAAGCCGACAAGACAUUCCUGGUCGAGGGCUGGAGAUAUCACAGGUCGAGGCCGCCCCUGCAUUUCAACGGCUGCUGUGGGAAGGAGAAACUAGCGGGAGAGGAACUUAUCGCCAGCCUGCACAUGAGGAUGCCAGCUAUCAAGAAGGAGAGGGUGGACGGGGAGAUGAUCACUCGGGGACUGCUGGAUGGUUUACCCGAAUAUCUGCCCCCACUCACUAUCCCAGUGGUGAGACCUCACCAUCCGACGCCUUACGAGCACAUCUUCACCCGGCGCCAGCGUGCUUUCCUGGGUCUCCCGGAGCCCGCUCACCCGAGCGACCUGCUGCUGGAGCGCUUCCACUCCAUCCCCGACUUCCAGCCCAUCUUCGACAACGGGGAGCCCUGCAUCGAGGUGGAGUGCGGCGAAAACAAAGCGCUCCUCUACGUCCACAAACUGUGCCAGGGCAGCAAGGGACCUUCCAUCCGCUACCGGGGCGAGUGGCUCACCCCCAACGAGUUCCAGUUCGUCAGCGGCAGAGAGACAGCAAAGGACUGGAAGCGGAGCAUAAGGCAUAAAGGGAAAAGUCUGAAGACCCUUAUGUCAAAAGGAGUCUUGCAAGUCCACCCUCCAAUCUGUGAUUGUCCCGGCUGCAGGAUCUCGUCUCCAGUGAACCGGGGGCGCUUGGCGGAGAAGAGAACAAUACCACUGCCACCCACAAGAGUACCGAAGAAAGAACAUUCCUCGGCGUUUAUCCACAGUGAAGACAGUGAAGAGAGCGAGAGAGCUAAUGGUGGCCACCUUGCCGAGGUAAAGCGGGAAGAGGAGUUACAGGCGAUCAACAUGAAGCGAAGAUUGGACGCUUAUGGCCAGCAGCGAGAGGAGAUUUUCAGCCCGUCAGUCUGCACUUCUUUGCACCCGGAUCCCAGAGGUGAAAGUCGUGACAGUGACCUCUCCACCAUCAUUUCCAACUUGCACCAGAGCAGGCAGCUCGUGAUGCCCGAGAGUCAGAGUCGGAAUGAGAUAAAGCGGAACGGCGUGGACUUGCUCCCGGGGCAGGCGGAUGAAAUCUUAGGAAAGCGGAGAGUAUGUUCGCCGAACAACAUCAGUGAGUGUCUGGAAGUCAAACGGCGGAGGAGCGAAUCACCCAAAGAAAAGUGUCAGACUCCAUUAAUCGAGGAGCAGAUUAUUCAGAUGACCCCGGAGGAACACUACAGGCGAAUGAUGUCUGCCCUGAACGACCACGGGACGUACGAGGAGCAGCAACAGCGCUUGUACCAACUGGCCAACAGCAUGGGAGUGCCGACCCACGGAGACCUGCUGAGGGUUCGGCAAGAAGCUGCCAACGCCAUCCGCACGUCCGCUGCCAUGGAGGCUCACAUUCCGUCAUCCAGCAGCUCGUCGAGUCAGAGGAGGAAGCAGGGACUCCCCCAGCACAGGGACGCACAUUUUAACGAGAGCAAUAUGACGCACGCAAACCCUCUACUGUCACCUCAGAACGCCCCGCACAUUGCCCUCGGCCCCCACCUGCGGCCCCCUUUCCUCGGAGUGCACUCCACUCUGUGCCAGACCCCAGGGUACAGCUUCCUGCAGCCGGCCCAGGCGGAGAUGUUCGCACGGCAACAGGAGAUGCUACGGAAACAGAACCUGGCCAGAAAUGUCCCAGUGAUCCGAUUGGCUGCUGCAAAAGAACAACACUGGUUGGAGAUGUCAGCAGAGUUGCUGCGCCAGAAGGAGUUUGAGAGCAUGCACCGUCAGCGCAUGCUGGCAGUGGACCCGCUGUCGCUGCACCAGGGUCUGCCGCCGGACCACCCUGCGCUGCGGAGCCUGCACGACAUCCCAGAGGGCCACCCUCUGCGGGAGGAGCUGUCGAGGAGGAACGCCAUGCUGGUGUUGCGUCACAGCACGGCGCCCCUGCUGAGCCUGAGCCACGGGUCCGUGCCCACGGGGGGUCUGGUCAAGGAGCCGUGCCGGGGCAAGGGGGGCCGCAGGGGGGGCCACCACCGGCCGGAGGCACCGUGCGCCGCAGAGCACAAGGAGCGGGGCGAGGGGCGACUGAGGGAGCCGGCCAUGGAGGGCGCGGACGAGGAGAUGAAGGACUCGGAGAGUGACCUGGAGGGAAGCGAGGGCAAGCCGGACAACCUGAAGAUCGAGGCCGCCGGGCUCGGGCACGGGCACGAACUGAAGGAGUGCAGGGACCCCAGGCCCGGCGAGGCCAUCAUCAGGGAGCUGCGCGAGGCUGGCGUCGUUCACCACACGCCAUGCGGCCCCGUGGGGGUCGACUCCCCCAGCCACCUCCUGGGACCCCCCAUCAACGAGGGCAAAGCCAAGUACCUCCCGCCCGUGCCCGGACCACUCCCACAGCCACUGCCCUUCGCAUUCCCCUACACAGCCAACCCCUACUUCCAGACAGGCGGCAUUGGAAGCCUCUUCCUGGAUACAGAGGAUGGAACAUCAGUGGAGGACAUCAGCAAGUGGACGGUGGACGACGUCUGCAACUUCAUCACCGGUCUCUCUGGCUGUGCGGAGUACACCCAGGUGUUUAGAGAACAGGCAAUCGAUGGUGAAACGUUGCCCCUUCUAACAGAGGAACACUUACUGAGCACCAUGGGGUUGAAACUGGGACCAGCACUAAAAAUAAGAGCACAGGUGGCCAAGAGGAUCGGCCGGGUCUUGUACAUGGCGAGCUUCCCGCUGGCAAUGCCGCUCCCGCCCCCGACGCUCAGACCGCCCGAGAGGGACCUCCCUCCUGCCGAGAACCGCCCCUCCUCCACCGGCAGCGCCGCCUCGCCCUAUGGCAGCGUCCAGGCCAACCGCAUCUCGCCAAAGCAGGAGAACGGCAACCCUUCUGCCCUGGGACUCGGCGACAUCGGCAAACCGCAGUUGUGAUGGCGACGGACGAACGGGCCCUCUCACGAGACCAAAGUAUUUAUUUUGGAGCGUCAACGUCACAGGUUGACUGCAUUCCCUUGAAAACAAAUACUCGCGGCUGUCAAAAUACAGUAAAGACUGCUUCUUUCCUUUCCUUCAAGACUUCGCUCUAUUUCCAACCUCCCACCCCCUCCCCAUGGACAACGGGAACAAAGCCGGCAAAAAUUGAUGAAGAAAAUACAAAGAGACAGUGUCGGAGAGAGUUCGACAACAAGGCUUGCCUACCCCAAACAAGGACGGAGUUGCUGAAUCUGCUUCGAGCCGCGAGAUGUUAUACAACUCCUCUUCCCCCCCCCACCCCCACCUUUUGUUAAGCAGAAACGAAGUGCAGAGGAUAAUGACAUUAAAAUACCGUGAACAGUGAACAAUGAACAGUGCACUUGUACCAAAAAAACACAAAUGUCCAUCACAGACCCGAGACUUAAGAUUCAAUAUAAAAAUAACAGGUUUCACAAAAGCACUCAUUUUGACCAGGAGCUGGAGGUAGGGGCAGUGUCUAUGCAUUUGUCCAAUACUAAACCAAAGAUGAUGAUGGUUGGUCUGUUUACAAUAUAUUUCUGAGUGGUA
Molecule: messenger RNA, 4238 nt
Organism: Amblyraja radiata (thorny skate)
Lineage: Eukaryota; Metazoa; Chordata; Chondrichthyes; Rajiformes; Rajidae
Gene: samd11
Product: sterile alpha motif domain containing 11
Exons: 15
Coding region: 702-3629 (975 amino acids)
Molecular function (GO): protein binding; DNA binding
Source: RefSeq, a predicted model, not a curated record